UCCUUCCUUCAGUGUUCUAUUUUGCUGCAUUUGGUUUUUUUGUUUCAGAUUUUAAGACACAUACAUAUAUACAAUUUCUUAUUGAGAGUAUAAAUUAUUGCUAAAUAUAAUUUAAAAUAUUAUAUGCAUGUAGAUAAUAUUUGAAGUUGAAAUUACUAGUUCAUUUUAAAGAAAUAUGCAGAACGACUACUCGGUCGAAGAACUCCAGAAGGAGCUUGAUGCAUGGAAUCCAAUGCGGGAUGAUUAUACAAAUUCUACAUUUAAUAAGUAUAGCAGUGGUCCUGGAGCCUAUUUAGAUGCUGCUUUGCAACCCGCUCAACAGGCUGAAGCGGGUAGAAAGCAACUGUCUCUACAUUCCACGAAAAUGAAUGAGAGUUCAACUACAAAGUUUAUUCCUUAUCUGGUGUUAAAGAAUUUGCCUCCAGGAACUACUAAGAAAGCCAUUUAUAAUAUUUGUAAACGACAUGGUCGAGUUAGCGAAAUCCGUGAUAGCAAAAAGAAUGAUUACUUUUUCAUUGAUUUUCCAACUGUGGCUGAAAUGGAAUCCGUUUAUCGAGGUUUAGUUGAGAACCAGUACGGUUUUAGUGUACUAGUAGGUAAGCAAAAACAUAAGCAACAAACAGAGCCUAUUUAUUCAGAUGUAGAAGAAACUUUGCCGCCAAUUGAAAUGGACAAAAACAUCAUCGAUUUUGAUAACAGAAACUAUCGAUCGUCGGAAAAGAAUUUACCUCGACCGCACUUCGAACACACUCCAAUUAUUAAUCAAAAAGCUUAUGAAAUAAAAGAUUCGCUUCUACAGCGAAACGAUCCACAUCGUCAUUUCCUUAUUACGGAUGAUGCACAUCAGCUUGAACGUGCAGGCCUAAAAGACUACAACGAAUUGAAUAAUUUGGAAACAUCAAAAUAUAAAUAUCGCACAGGCAGAGCAUACAUUGAAAUGUCUGAGAAAUCUAAAACAUACAUUGAAGAAAAAUCAAGUAAAUCUUUGGGCGGCUAUGACUCGUCACGCCAAAUAUAUGAAAACAAUCAUAAUGAUCGACGUAUCGGGAGACCUAUAAAUAUUGGACAUUGUGCAAAUUGUAACCAAUCAUGUGAUAUAGUUUGUGCACGCUGUCAAACAUAUUUUUGUGGGUUGGAAUGCCAGCGUAAAGCCUGGCCAAACCAUCGGCAAAUUUGUGGUAAAGAGAAUUUUAAAGGUUUAAAUGAGAGUACGGAAUAUAAAAGUUUAAAAGAAACACAAGUGAACGAUGAACCAGUAAAUCCAAAAAGUGAUCCAAACAUGUCCUCAUCUUCAGGUCAAGUUUUGUUAACAAAUGAUGUCGAAAAAGCCACAACGGAAAAAGUACAAUCUAAAAGAAUCCCUCGCAGUGGUAAUUUGGUGGCUCUUACUGCGAUUAGCAAAACGAAUAUAGUAUUCAUACGAUCGAAAGCUGACAAAGAUGAUUUAAACUUCUUUAAACUUGUUAAUGAUGUUCAAAAUGCGGCCAAGCAUCUAAAAAAAUUAUCGAAAACACCAAUCUGUGGACAGAUUGUCAUUACAGAUUUUGAAGGUCAGUAUAAUCGUGCUAUGAUCCUUAAUAGUGACAAUGAGCGCCACAUAAAAUUAGUUUAUGUGGAUUACGGUAAUUUGGAUGCACGAAAGUUGGAGGAUCUGUAUGAAGCGCCCGAACAAUUAAUUAAUAUACAACGUUUUGUAGAGCCGGUAAUAUUGAAAGAUGUACCGGACAUGUAUAUGACCGAAGAAAUUCGUAAAUUUAUGUACUCAUAUUUGGACGGCAUUGAUUUGGUGCUUAAGUAUGAUGAAAAUAGUGACUUGUUAUCAGACCAAGGUGUUUAUCAAGUAGAACUAAUUGAUGAAGUUACAAAUCAAAAUUUCAACAAAAUGAUUGCCAAACUUUGCAAACCAAAAGAACCGACUAAUCCAGAUGAAGCCUAUUUUAUGAAUUAUUUACAUCAGAAGAAAUUACCAGAAGGCAAUAACAUAGAACUAGUCGUUAUGGACAAUUCGCUGCUGUGCACCGGAUGUAUAUCAUGUAGUACCAGGGAUUGGGCUAUCGAAAUAGAAAAAUUUCAAAGUGAUCUACAGCUUUACGGAGAGUCCUUAAAGCAACAGUGCUAUACACCGCGUAUUGGUGAACUCUGCAUAGCUAAAUAUAAGGUUGAUAGCAAAUGGUAUCGUGGCCGUUGUCUGGAAAUUGUGGGGGAUGGUUUCCCAAGCAUUAUGUUUUUCGACUACGGAAACAUUGGAAUGGUCAAUGUAAAGGAUAUCAGACGUUAUCCAGCAGAGUUUACUUUUCCGAUAUACACUUGUGAUUGUGAAAUUAAAGGUUUGCCGGAACAGUGUGAUACAGAACUGGUCCAGAAAUUAGAAGAAUUUAUACCUAAUGGUAGUACAAUUCAUUGCGAAAGUGUUACUAUUUAUAAGGAUGAAAAUUUCCAUGCAUUAACUUUACCAAAACUUAUCCAAAAUCUGAAGGCAGAAGGUUUACUUAAAAACGAAGUCUAAAAGCAUGAAGCCAAUUAAAUAUAUUUUUUAUACUAAAAAACUACAACGAAAUAUUUGGUGCGGAAGCGAAUAUAUCUCUAUAAUAUAUAAAUAAAUGUAAAAAAAAAAACAAUAAAAAAUUAGGCAGAACAUUUUGAAAGUUUUGAAAUAUGUGAAAACAACCGGAAUGAAAUUGAAUAACAGAAUAAAGUGUUUAUAAAACUAUUUUGAAUAAAAAGUAAAAAAUAGAUAAGUUGAAUAUUUUUUAUAAAUGCAGAAGCUUGUAAUAAACUUAUAUUAAAUAAUUGAAAAAGAAAACAA
Messenger RNA from Zeugodacus cucurbitae (melon fly), 2806 nucleotides. RefSeq names its product protein vreteno. The record is from RefSeq and is a predicted model, not a curated record. The transcript has 8 exons. Gene Ontology annotation, biological process: spermatogenesis. Lineage: Eukaryota; Metazoa; Arthropoda; Insecta; Diptera; Tephritidae. Bases 176 to 2506 code for a protein of 776 amino acids. Gene Ontology annotation, molecular function: RNA binding.